GAGAGUGUUCUGGGAGUCUGCUAGGGGACCUGACAGAAUACAGGGAGAAACUAUCCCACUAGCUGAUAUACUGUAGCUGCUCCACACACACUGCUAGACACAGACAGAGAGAGAAGGAGAGAGGUGGAGGCAGAGACAGAGGAAGAGACAGCUGUGGAGUGAGAUAGAGAGAACUGCAGGAAGAGAGCAAGAGAGAGAUAGAGAGGUUUAGAAUUUGACAGACAGAGAAUUAGACAGUGGGAAAGGAGGCACACACAGCACUCACCCUCCACUGACCCCUCGUCUUACCCUCGACUCACCCUUAUCUCCCCACUUACAACAACCUGAGGCAGAGACACACAGCUCUACCAGCGCAGAGAUGAGAUGACUGGACACACACUAACGCACACAUUUUCUCUCUGUUGAAAGAAGACCAGAAUACACACUUUCUUUUUGUUUUCUGUCUCAGCUCCUGCUCUCGUUCUUGGCCAGGAAAAAAAGGAUUACAGUUUAUUUCUUCAGCACAGUCUUUAUUCUCCAAAAGCCCCGAGUCACGUUGGACAAUUUGGAUACGUUCCUCUUUUCUUUCUCCCUCCAAGAGCACAGAGCAACAUGGCACAGGGACAAAAGAACCACAAUAACAGCAGGCAGCAGCGGGCACAACUCCUCACUAACCCCUUCUCCACCAUGGCACUGUCCCUCUCCAUGUCCUUCUUCCUCCUCCUCCUCUUCCUCACCUCUCCUGCCUCGACCGCCGACGAAUACGACUACUACAGCUGGCAAUCAGACAACUUCCACAACGGUCGUUUCUACACAAAGCAGCCGCAGUGUGUGGACAUCCCCGCCGAUUUACGCCUCUGUCACAACGUGGGCUACAAGAAGAUGCGCCUCCCCAACCUGCUGGACCACGAGACCAUGCCGGAGGUCAAACAGCAGGCGGGUAGCUGGGUGCCGCUCCUCGCCAAGCGGUGCCACGCAGAUACACAGGUGUUCCUGUGUUCCCUUUUCGCCCCGGUGUGUCUGGACAGGCCCAUCUACCCGUGUCGCUCGCUGUGUGAGGCCGUGAGGGAUAGCUGUGCCCCAGUUAUGGAAACCUACGGGUUCCCUUGGCCAGAGAUGUUGACCUGUGAUAAGUUUCCUAUUGAUAAUGAUCUGUGUAUCCCCAUGCAGUUUGCUGGGAACCAGGCCACCCCGGCUCCAGCAUCUAAAGCCUGCCCUCCAUGUGACAACGAACUGAAAGCUGACACCAUUAUGGAACAUUACUGUGCCAGUGACUUUGCUAUCAAGAUGAAGAUCAAAGAAGUGAAGAAAGAGAAGGGCGACCGUAAACUCAUCGCUGCCCAGAAGAAGAAGAAGGUGCUCAAGAUGGGUGUCCUGCGUAAGAAGGACUUGAAGAAGCUGACACUGUACAUAAAGAACGGAGCCAACUGCCCCUGUGCUCAGCUCGACAGUCUUGGCAGUAACUUCCUCAUCAUGGGUCGUAAGGUGGAUCAGCAGCUGCUGCUCAUGUCCAUCCACAAAUGGGAGAAGAAAAGCAAGGAGUUGAAGUUCGCCAUCAAGUAUAUGAAGAGUCAUCAGUGUCCCACCUAUCAUACUGUCUUCCAGUGACCUUAGUGACACAACAAUCACAACCCUACUCCCAGUCUUCCCCAGUUGUCCCCUCCUCUCCCGUCUAUCCUUCCAUUGUCCUACCUAUCAUACUGUUUUGCUGUGACACUGUGGAGAUGUAUCCUUCAUAUCCAGUGGUUUUGUGAUGCCUGUAGAAGUGGGUAUACUCUAAUUCUGCCAAAAAUAUUCCCAAAUGGCCCGUCAAAGGAAAGGCAAAAAAUAUAUAUAUUUUCCUAUAGUUUUUCUGUAUUUUCCUAUAGAUUUUUCAGGUUUUCACUCUCAGAAUCACACUUUUUUAUAUAUAGAAAAACAAAUGUAUGUUCUAAGUCCACGAUAAUGCUUAACCACAUCAGGGGACCAUUUUUGAGGCCUGGGAAAAUCGUAAUAAAAUCUUUUUGGCAGGUAGUAGUUGCCCAUUAAUUCAGUUGUGCACCUAGCGAGAUACCCUUUAUGCACUACAAAUGCAAAAUACAGUAACUACAUAUUUGUUGACUGUAUGAUCCGUCUUCAAAGUAUUUUUCUGUCUAGACAGACAGCAUUCUCUGAUUCUCAAUGAUAUCUUCUGAUCAACUGGUUUGUUCUUGUGUGAGGAAACUUAAUUCCACAUUAAUCAGAUAAUAUACUUAGCCAUUAGAAUGGAUCAAAGACUUUUGAACAAAUUCGUAGUUACUGCAUUUUGCCUUUGUAGGGUGGAAUUUGGCUCGUGGUGUUUCUGUACUGUACAAUGUCCUACAUGUGAUGGCAGAGUUUGUAAAACAAAUGCCCUCCCAAUUGAUACAAAUCAUCAUGGUAUCAUUCUACCAGGUAGGCCUACUUUGUAAUCAACAUUUAAUUGGAAAGGAUUUUUGCCAGACAUUUUCAUUCACACAGAGCAUGAUGACUGAAUUGCACACCAAUUUCGGACCCCACUUUUUCAAUAUCUGGUUUGCAUACACAUUGUUGCCUUAUUUAGCAUUUACUGGUAGAUAUCAAAAGUUGAAACUUCUUUCCUACCUACCCUACUAACCGAUGUCGUUCUUCUGUGAGCUGCUCCAUGAAACAACCAGUUGAUAGCUGCGCACUCUUGCUGUCUGCUCUGAAACUAGGCUAUGUGUGCAGCUCACGUGUGAAUAUACACCAUAUUUACAAAAGUAUUUAGACAUCCCUUCAAAUGAGUGGAUUUGGGUAUUUCAGCCACACCCAUUGCUGACUGGUGUAUAAAAUCGAGCACACAUCCACGCAAUCUCCAUAGACAAACAGUGGCAGUUGAAUAGCCUUACUGAAGAGCUCAGUGGCUUUCAACGUGGCACGGUCAUCGGAUGCUACCUUUCCAACAAGUCAAAUGUCUGCCCUGCUCGAGCUAACCUGGUCAUCUAUAAGUGCUGUUAUUGUGAAGUGGAAACAUCUAGGAGCAACAAUGGCUCAGCCGCGAAGUGGUCGACCACACAAGCUCACAUAAUGGGACUGCUGAGUGCUGAAGCGCGUAGCACGUAAAAAAAAAUGUCUCUCCUCUGUUGCAACACUCACUACCGAGUUCCAAACUGCCUCUGGAAGCAACAUCAGCACAAUAAUUGUUCUUCGUCUAGGCCCCUUAGUUCCAGUGAAGGGAAAUUUUAACACUACAACAUACAAUGACAAUCUAGACAUCUCUGUGCUUCCAAAUUUGUGGCAACAGUUUGUGGAAGGUCCUUUUCUGUUUCAACAUGACUACACACAAAGCGAGGUCCAUACGCAAAUGGUUUGUCGAGAUCAGUGUGGAAGAACUUGACUGGCCUGCACAGAGCCCUGACCUCAACCCCAUCAAACACCUUUGGGAUCAAUUGGAAUGGCUGUGAGCCAGGCCUAAUCAUCCAACAUCAGUGCCCAACCUCACUAAUGCUCUUGUGGCUUAAUGGAAGGAAGUCCCAGCAGCAAUGUUCCAACAUCUCGUGGAAAGGCUUCCCAGAAGAGUGGAGGCUGUUAUAGCAGCAAAGGGGGAUCAACUCAUGAUUUUGGAAUGAGAUGUUCAACAAGCAGGUGUCCACAUACUUUUGGUCAUGUAAUUUAUUUCACAUGCCUUGCGUUUGUGUAGGAUACUUUGUGCAUGAUUUCUUUAUUGUACUACAUAAUUGAUCCGAUGUAUACCGCCAUUACACUAGAAGUACACUCAUUAAAAAGUGAGGGUAGAGGCCUCCCGGGUGGCGCAGUCGUCUAAGGCUGCAUCGCAGUGCUAGCUGUGCCACCAGACAUUCUGGGUUUGAGCCCAGGCUCUGUCACAGCCGGCCGCGACCAGGAGGUCCAUGGGGCGAUGCACAAUUGGCCCAGCGUCGUCCGGAUUAGGAUUGUGUUUCGGAGGAUGCAUGGCUCUUGACCAUUGCCUCUCCCGAGUCCGUACAGGAGUUGCAACAAUGAGACAGGACUGGAACUACUACCAAUUGGGGAGAAAAAAGGGGUAAAAAAAAGCUGUGAGGGUAUGCAGUGCCCACGGGGGAUUAAGAGGUGAGUGUACUUCCACUGACGUUUUUUUCGGGUAUACGGCGUAUACCUGGGGAUACCCUCCACUAAGCCACUGUUCAUAUCUCACAAAUAGCUCUAUUAGUAUUGGAUUAGUAUUCCCAUCUAGUCUGGUCCCAGAUCUCUUUGUGCUCUUGCGAACUCCAUUUCUGUCCUUGUCAAGCCAAAAUGACAAUGAGUUGGGCAUGAUACCACAAACAGACUGGCACUCGGGCUACUUCUCACCUGGCUAUCUAUCCCUCAUUCUCACCCAAGUCUCCCCAGUCUCUCUCCCAAGUCUCGCCCGGUCUCACACCAGUCUCCCACAUAUCCCACCAUGCUCUAGAAAACACCCUCCAUGCACCUCGGCUCCAGACCCCUCCAGAUCCUCUAGACCCCUCCAGACCCCUCCAGACCCUCUAGACCCCUCCAGACCCCUCCAGACCCUCUAGACCCCUCCAGACCCUCUAGACCCCUCCAGACCCACUAGACCCCUCCAGACCCUCCAGACCCUCCUGACCACUAGUCCAAACAUUGAACCUUUUUGUGGCCCAAUCUCCUUUCUGCUACCCACCCACCCCCUGUAGACUAUUCUGAUAACUCACUCCCUAGCCCCUACCCUACAGUAGCACUUUCUCUAGCCCCUACCCUUUCUCUAGCCCCUACCCUAGCCCCUACCCUACAGUAGCACUAUUUUAUACCUGACCUGAGAGCCCCAAAGAAACCCAGACUUUCCUGUUUUUGAGAUGGUUACUACAGAUUUUUGAUACAGGGGUGGUGGUGCUACUAACCUGCCAUAUAUUGGAGUCAGCGUUUAUCACAGUCACAAGGUAACGGGAUCCUCCAAGACACUAUGAGAUUGUUAGAUUCUAUAAAUAAAACAAUCACAUGUAUAUUUUACAGAUGUCCCCUUAUCAUUAUGACGAUAGCAGAGGGGGUUAGUAAAAAGUAUGGUAAGACUUGCACAGAUUGCGGUAAGGACAAUGCUUUUGGUGCUUUGAAUGAUUUUAUAAUUCUUCAAAAGAAUGCAGACAUUGGAGUAAAGCAAGCUUCAAGAUUUAUUAAUAGUCAAAAGGGAGAGUUUAUGCUUUUGAGAUAAAGGGGUAAGAGAAAAUGCAUGUGUAAAGUUUGAGUUAAAGGUUGUGCCCUUAGCAAGCCAUUUGUGUGUUCAGUAGACACUGAAAUAGACAAGCUACCUGUCUGUCCAGAGUGGAUAUAGAAAGUUAGUUAGCUGCUGAUGACACCUUAUUUGAAUGUUCUGUCAUACGCUCAAAAUCAUGACUGAGCAGGAUCAGGUAUUUCCUGAAAACACAGACAGGUUUUUCAGAAACGUGAUUGGAGGAUAUCCACAUGUCCUUUCUAUUCCCUCCCGAUUCCAGGAAUUUUUCAACCAGGAAUUCUAGAAAACCAAGGAAUUUGGGGAAAGUUAUCAGAAUUUUGCAGGCCUACACAGAAACAUUAUGGAAUAUUCAAAUAACAUGUUUCCAUACCUUGUUGUGUUUCUCAUUUUAUGUAGAAAUGAAUGAAAAAGUUAAUUAAAUGAAAAAAAUAUAAUAAUAGGUUGUUGAUAUCAAAAAUAUCAAAAAGAAGAUGGAUGUAUGAAUUCCUAGAAAGAAGAAGAAGAUAUGGAUUGAUGGAUUGAUGCUGCCACUGACUAUCGUACAGAGCAGCCUGCAUUGGGACCAUCAGCCUACUCCUCAGAAAGAGACAUAGAGAGAGAAGGAUACUAAAUCUGAGAACAGAAAGAAAAAGAAGAGAGGCCAGAGAGAGAGAGACUCAUAUUAUGGAAUAAAACUACCCAUUGGGUGGUGAACUCUCUGGUUCUCACUAUGUUUCACUGUCACUAUUGAACAUUUUCACUUUUUAGUACCGCUUGAUUUUACAGCUCUCUAGUUACCAGGUAUUUACCUAUGUAUUAAAAUAUAUUGUGAGAAAAAUAUCGGUUCAUUUGGGAAUUGAGUGUAAUAUAGACCAGAGAGUACCUUAUGUUAGAAGAAAUGUCACAUGACAUACCAGAUGACAAUUCCAGUGGUAAAAGGACUGUAAAGGGACAGCACCCAACUUUAAAACAAAAAAAUGAAUUUGUUAUAAUUUGCUUGAAUUAUACUUUAUGGUACGGUACACCAAGAAUCAAGAAUCAUAUACAGACAUAGCACUUGAAUUCAUGAAAAGAUUAAUUUCACUUAGGCAGUUAUGUUUUUAACCCUUUAAAACUUAAGUAGUUCUGUUACUGAACCACUUUUUAUUGUUUUGUAAAAGUAAAUAAAUAAAAUAUAAAAUUAAAUAUAAUUGACAUUUUUAUAAAGAU
Molecule: messenger RNA, 6346 nt
Organism: Oncorhynchus keta (chum salmon)
Lineage: Eukaryota; Metazoa; Chordata; Actinopteri; Salmoniformes; Salmonidae
Gene: sfrp5
Product: secreted frizzled-related protein 5
Exons: 3
Coding region: 592-1587 (331 amino acids)
Biological process (GO): non-canonical Wnt signaling pathway; canonical Wnt signaling pathway; negative regulation of canonical Wnt signaling pathway
Molecular function (GO): Wnt-protein binding
Source: RefSeq, a predicted model, not a curated record